Cottoperca gobio is the source of this 4568-nucleotide messenger RNA. It is a transcript of the gene nptxra, whose product is annotated as neuronal pentraxin receptor a. NCBI's taxonomy places the organism in Eukaryota, Metazoa, Chordata, Actinopteri, Perciformes, Bovichtidae. The annotation marks the transcript as partial. The transcript has 5 exons. The record is from RefSeq and is a predicted model, not a curated record.
UUGAUCGUCCCCGUCGCCACCCUGAAGUUCAUCGUUAUUAUCUUGGCCGCCGGGAUGGUGGCCUUCAUCGGAGCGGUUAUCUGCAUCAUCGCAGCCGUCCACACCGGAUCAUCCAGGGCUGCCGCGGCACAACAGCAACCGUCAACCGACAACCACUCGCUGUAUCCGAACGCGGCGGUGCAGAGCCCCGCUGCAUCGGGCUCCGUGGCCCGGGCCGGAUCUCUGGGCGCUCUCCAUGGUUCUGAAACGCCCGAUUCAGAAGUACCAACAUUCAACAUCGGGCUCGGCGGGCUGGACGGGGUCAGUGGACUCACCGGGCAUGACCCGGCGGUCAGUCGACUCAUCUGCACGCCGAUACCCGCCGGGGAGUGCAACCCGAAAAACUUUCAACAACAAGCGGAAGACCCGUCGCUGUACGCGGGGGAAGACUGGGGCUACCUCCGCACGACCGCGGAGGAGCUCCGGCAGACCGUCCUGCAGCAAAAGGACCAGAUAUUAACAGACCAGCAGACCAUCAGGGAGCUGACGGGGAAACUAUCCGACUGUGAGAAGGGGCUGGACGGCAGGAGCAGCAGCGCGGACAGACGCGGCAGCGCUGCGGGGCUGUGGGGGGGCAAAAUCACGGCGGAGGAGACGCACCUGGAGCGGAUCAUGGUGCGGGACAGUCCGGGUUCGACGCCCGACGGUGUCCACUUGCUCACCGUUAGGGCUGUGGAUGAACUGGAGCAGGCUAUCACACAGCUCAAAGACCGCAUAGAGAAACUGGAGUCAGACAUUGGCCCAUUUCCUCACAACCAGACGGACAGCAACACCUCAGGAGCGCCAGAGGAAGGCGUGAUUUCUGGCGGCCAGCAAAGGUUGGCCGAUCCCGGACACAGAGGUGGUGCUGACAGGCCCUGGAAGAUACAAGACUUGGAGGGGGAGCUGGAGAGAAAGGUGGAGCUGCUGGCGAAAGAGAGAAAAACUCUGAGGCUGGAAACUGAGAAGCACAGGCAAGACAUCGACCAUGGCAUCAAUAAACUGCACCACCGGAUCUCAGGACUGGAGGGAGGUGUCUCAGGGCAUUCAUUCCCAGAGGGCUACAGGCUGUCCUUCCCAACCCGGACAAACUACAUGUACGCUGUUGUGAAACACUCCAUCCCAGCGCUGAGGGCCCUCACCGUCUGCCUGUGGCUGCGGCCCGCAGAGGGAGGAAUCGGGACACCUCUGUCUUACGCUGUUUCCGAACAACCCAAUGAACUGGUGCUGCUGCAAGGCCUGCAUACCCCCACUGAGCUGCUCAUCAAUGACAAGGUGGCGCAGUUGCCUCUAAACCUCUCCAGAGGCAGCUGGCAGCACAUUUGUGUGAGCUGGAGCCAGAAGGGAGGAGCCUGGCAGGCCUACCAGGGGGGAAAGCUGAGGGGCGAGGGUCACGGACUAUCAGCCGGGCAUCACAUCAAACCUGGAGGAGUGCUCAUACUGGGGCAGGAGCAAGAUUCCCUGGGUGGAGGUUUUGACUCAUCCCAGGCCCUGGUUGGAGAGCUGUCCCAGGUGGGUCUUUGGGACCGGGUCCUGUCCUCCAACCAGGUGGCUAGCUUGGCCCGCUGUGGCAAAGUAACCCAAGGCAGUGUGGCCCCCUGGACCGAGAACGGAGUUGAGGUUUACGGCGGAGCAACCAAGGACCCAGGGGAGCCUUGUAGUAAACACAACAGGAGUUCUCAAUGACCGAUGGGGGAAGGGGAAGUGAAGGGAGAUAGGAGGGGUAGAGUUGUAGUCCUUUCAAGAAGGUAGGAUUCUGCACAUUUCAUCUCUGCUACAGGAUUUUCUAAACAAUUCUAUGUGGCAUGGACUGACAAGUUAAUACAAAAUCACCACACGUCUAGCAACCACAUCCAAUGCCUUCAUGGAGGUCCACUGGAGAAUAGUGCAAUACAAGAUGAUAUUUCUCACAAAUAUAGCUGUAGUGUUGAUACAGAUCACAGUAACUUAAAAGUUAAAAGAAACGUUUUUAAUAGAUUUGUGUCCAGAUUCAGGCGACAGUAAACUAUUUUGUCAUUGGUCCGAGCUCCUCUGCGCUUUGUUAGCAAACCAGUUGUCAAAUCAGUGAAAGCAACUAAUUUAAAUGUUAACAUGGGAAUACUAGCAACAACUGAACAGGCUGCAAGCUAUUAAUUAGUGAGAUCAUUUGUAAGCAAUGACACAGUGAUGGUUAAGUUACCAAGACUAGAAUAAUAAGAUGACAAACUGUCAUUAUCUCAAUUUUAAAGGAAUUCUUAAACAUUUUGGGAAGUAUGCCCUAUACUUAUUAAUUUUCCUGCUUAGAGUUAGAUGAGGAUUGAGCAAUACCACUCUCAUGUCUGUACAGUAAAUAUGAAGCUAACGUCAGCAGCCGUAGCCUGUACAAAUCUGUACAAAAAGUGAUGAAACAACUAUUUGUUUUUGUGCGGAUUGAAAGAGGAAAUACAUUGUUAAAAAGUGAGCUUUAGAUGUGAUGGUAGGCAAAAUGUGUUACCUCUGGACAAAGCUAGGCUUUCUUUCCCCUGUUACCAUUCUUUAUGCUAAGCUAAGUUAGCUGGCUGCUGGUGGUAGCUUCAUACUUAGCUUACAUACAUGUGAGGGAUAUCAAUCUUCGAAUCUAACUCUCAGCAAGAAAGAAAACAAGUAUUCAUUGAUUUAAAACUGUGCAGAAGUGACCACUGUCUUGUCAUUCUGUUGAGUUGAGUUGUUCACAGCUGCUGUCGGAGCUGUUGACCUCCACUCUGGCUGCCAGAAGUUGUGUAAAGCCAGCUGAAAUCCCUCCAUGAGUGCAACAAGGUCAGAGUGGAGUUAAUUAAGGGCUGCGACAGCUUUAGAGUUGGGAGUAAUGGUAAGGUGAUGAAAAGCGGUGGAGAAAGUGGUUGGAAUGUUAAGUAGUAGAUGGCACCAAGGGGUGGAUGAUGAAAAAGAAAGGAAAGAGGGGGGACGGGGGGGAAAUAGAUAGAUCGGGCACUUUUAAGGAGGGAUGUUACAAUGUUUUCACCUCUGCAUGAAAUAUUAAUAUUCCUGUAAUGUCUUUCCACUGCACCGUGCAGCUGACACGUUUCACAAAAGAGGACAGUGCCUCCUUCAUCCAUGGCUGGUUGGUGGCUGUCUCUGUGUUUGUCUAUUAAGGCCUGAUGCCAAAUCUUAAACAAGAAGUCUUAUUCCCUAAGGAAAUCACCACCACUAGCUGAUUGUUACUCUUUUUUGGGGGCAUUUUACACAUUUUUGACAAGCCUUCGCCCCAUGUAUGUCAUUCUUACAACUUUUACUUCAUCUUGAAGCACAUUUUAUGUUCUUUAAAGGGGACAUAUUAUGCUCAUUUUUAGGUUCAUACUUGGAUAUAUUUUGGGUUUUUACUAGAACGUGUUGACAUGCUUCAUUGUUCAUGCUGUCUGAAUACUGUAUACCUGUAUUCUGUCUGAAACUUUUAGCUCCUGUCUCUUUAAGUCCCCCUCCUGAAAAAGCCCAGUCUGCUGUGAUUGGCUUGCGAGAAAUAUAUGGUGCAUUGGUAGUUCUUAGACGUGGGUGGACAUACUCAGAUGGGGGGGACAGUAUGUUCUAAUGAGCCAAUGAGCAUAAAACUGAAUGAGCAAUCUUAUUUCGGUUUGUGGGUUGGUGACACUCCAGAUAUCCAAAUGUGUGUGCACAAGCACUGAAAAAAGUGAGUUUUUCCUGAUACGUCCCCUUUAAAUUCAUGGUCUUGAAUGCAAGCUUCAAACAUGCAUAACAUAUACCUAUGUUAUUUUCAAAUGCACUCACAGUCAUUUUAACAUUCUUAGAUAUUGACUGUUUCUUCUUUGCCAUUGUAUACAUGCAGCCACUCAAUAAUGUGGUUUGAUUAACAACCUGCAACCUCCAACUCUUCCAGCCUUCCUACAUUCCUGCACGUGAUAAACUGACGCUAGAGCGAUAACUGUAGCGCCAUAGUUUGACUGACCGAGCUGCCAUAUUAGAACGCCUUCAUGAGAGAUGAUGUUAGAUACAGAUUGUUCAUUUCAAACACUGGCUCUCUCUAGCAUAAAACAUCCUUAGUAGAAAGUGCCUGUCAGGGUGAUUGUACCCAUGUAAACAAAUCAUAUAAUUUAUAAUUCUGACAGAAAAUUCACGCUGCAAGAUAUUUUGAACUAAUUAAGCAUCAGUGUUUCUGUGAAUUCCCUGGUAGAUUUGAAAACACAGAACUUGUGAGCAGAGCCGCCAAACUGGUGCUAAAUCAGGUCAAAAUCAUCUCGCCGUGCCUAACAGUGUUUUGGAUGAUGCCUCUCAAUCUGCAGUGUUAUUCAUCAUAUUAUGCCUGGUGUCUGUUCAGCUCAUGUAAGAGCUUUUUUGGGGCUUUUUGACAGUGGUGUGACAUUAUUCUCUUUACACUUAUUGGAAUUGAAAGCUUUUGGCAAUUGAUUUCUUACAUGACAAUUCCGAUUUUUUUUUUUCACUGUAUGCAUUGGUAUUUGUGUAUUUUCAUGUUGUUGUUUGUAUAAAUACUGUAUGUCCAUGUCUUGUAUGGUGUUGUAUUGUUCUGCAUAUGUGCCGUGUACAAACCUCAAAUCUUUAUUAAAGUCCUAAUUUUCAGA